GCGUAAACCCUCAGAAACCCUAAUCAUACAGAAGCAAUCGCCUCUUCACCGCUCCUUUGAUUACUCUUUCUACCCUCAUCCGAACAGCAAUGGCGACCCCCUCGUUGGACGAAGAAGCCGCUCAGAAAGUGAUACGACAAGUUGAGUUCUACUUCAGUGACAGCAACCUUCCCAGGGACAAUUUUCUCAAAAAAUGUAUAGGCGAAAGUGAAGAUGGCAUGGUUAGUUUGGCUUUGAUUUGUUCUUUUACUCGGAUGAGAAAACAUCUUAAUCUGGACGAUGUAAAGCCGGAUGAAGUCCCCGGAGAUACUGUGAAAGCUGUUGCUGAAACUUUGAGGAAAUCAGAAUCACUUAAGAUCUCCGAGGAUGGGAAAAAAGUUGGCCGGACAACCGAACUUCUGAAACCAGAAGAGGUAAUUGAGCAGGUGGACAUCAGAACAAUAGCUGCAUCACCAUUUGAAUAUGAUGUGAAGCGAGAAGAUAUAGAGGCAUUCUUUGGUCAAUCUGCCAAGGUUAAUAGCGUCAGGCUUCCUCGUCAUGUUGGUGACAAAAGGUUCUUCUGUGGCACUGCUCUUAUUGAGUUUGCAGCAGAACAAGAUGUCGGGAAAGUUCUGGGCCAAAAAUUGGUCUAUGCAGGAGCUGAGUUAGAGUUGAAGUUAAAGAAAGACUUCGAUGCAGAGAGAGAAAAGGAAUUAGAAGAGUAUGAAAAAUCUGGUGCACAUAUGGGUUCAAAUCACCAGAAUAACCCAAAUGCUGAUGGAGGCUACCCCAAGGGCUUAAUUAUUUCCUUCAAGCUCAAGCGCAUUUCAGAUGAUGUUCCUCUGGGACAAAAUGGUGCUCAUCAAGGAGCCAAUGGCAACAGUAGUGUCUCUGACAAAGAUGAACAAAAUCCCUCAGAAGGUGUUGUUGAGGUUAAUGAACAAAAAGUGUCAGAUGAUAUGGGCAAUGAUAAAGAACACCAAGAGGUCAGUGAAGGAAAUGAAGCUAAAGGUGAAGAAAAGAUUCAAGAAAGUGAAGUAAAAGUUCCGGCCACUGCUUACAAGGACAACAUGGAUGUUGUGCUACGUGAGGAUUUGAAGGGUGUCUUUGAGAAGUUUGGUUCUGUGAAGUACGUUGAUUUCAAGAUUGGAGCAGAUUCAGGAUACAUCCGGUUUGAAGAACCUGAAGCUGCUCAAAAAGCUCGUGCAGCUGCAGUUCUUGCUGAUAGGGGGGGUUUGGUUGUGAAGAAUUUUAUUGCUACUCUAGACCCAGUGUCUGGCGAUGCUGAAAGGGAAUACUGGAGCCUUCUCCGUGGUAAUCAAAAAGAGCACCGAGACAAUAAGAACACCCGAGGAAGGGGAGGAGGAAGGCACGGUAGAGCGGGGAAACACGCCCGUUCUAGAGAUAAGGAAUCCGCAAUGGGUCGCCCAAAUAAAGCGCAGAGAGUUAGGGCCGCCUAAACUUCGUACUAUUUAAGAUGUCGUUUUAAUUUGCCUGGUUGCUUGAUGUAUUUCCCUGUAUUUAACUGUUAGUUUUACUACGUUAAUUUAGCUCCCAGUUGCAAUUUUGCCGUGCAAUUUUAUUAUAUGCGGACCGUACCUUUUCUUAGAUUUUCUUUAAUAUUCAAUUAGAGAUGUUUUUUAAAUUUGGUA
Neltuma alba is the source of this 1631-nucleotide messenger RNA. RefSeq names its product la protein 1. The coding region runs from base 90 to 1439 and encodes 449 amino acids. The transcript is spliced from 10 exons. Gene Ontology annotation, cellular component: nucleus; ribonucleoprotein complex. Gene Ontology annotation, molecular function: mRNA binding. The record is from RefSeq and is a predicted model, not a curated record. NCBI's taxonomy places the organism in Eukaryota, Viridiplantae, Streptophyta, Magnoliopsida, Fabales, Fabaceae. Gene Ontology annotation, biological process: RNA processing.